ACCGCUGGCAAGUCGGAAUGCAAGAAUGCAUUCAGGUGUGCAAAGCGGCUGGGCCGGUAAAGGUGCAGUGCAGUGGUCUGGAAAGGCUCGUGGCGGGGCGGGAUGGGCGGCAUCCUGCUCUGACUGGCGUGGUGCUCUGUUACAGGUGCUAUGCGAGUUAGGGUGGAGAUCGUUAUGAGGGGUCUCUACCCGCGCCUUGCCCUAUCUCGCACAUACUUUGAAGUACGCUUCCUCCUUCCUCCUCUCCCCUUCCUUUGAUCAUUUCCAAAAAGCUUGCCCUUUGGGCAGUUCACACGUGCAACAGUUCUCAAGAGUUCGGGCUUUCUUCCGCUUGCGUGCCCCCGAAGUGAGCCCCCACGCUUAGCGUUUCGAUGCUGAUCGGGUCCACGAGUUGCCAGACGCGAUGAAACCUCGAGGAAAGAAAGCUCGAGGAGGCCCUGAAAUGGAGGAUCCGCUCUGUUGCUGCGAGUACCUUGAUCGGAAGGGGGAGAGGAGCCACCUGGCGGCGUGCCUGUGCGAAUGCGAGGAUCUCGACGAAUGCUGUGAAAGGUGGCUGACUUGCAGAUCCUUGCCCCCAGGAAUGUUAGAGAGAAUUGCAGAUACCAUCACGGACCGCUUUCGUCUCCCAUGGCUUAGGGGGGCUGUAAAGAUUGAUAUCAGCCUCCUUCCACCAAUCAUCUUGCUGCCUGUUUUCCUUCAUGUAGCAGCUUUGCACUUCCUGCUGGCCCUUGCCAUCCUGAUAUCACUUCCUGUGCUGGUGCUUUGGUAUUACUACCUCACACACAGGAAGAAGGGUCAAACUCUUUUCUUCUUAAGCCUGGGGCUCUUCUCCCUGGGCUACAUGUACUAUGUGUUCCUCCAGGAAGUGGUCUCCCAUGGCCACGUGGAGCAUAGCCAGGUGUUCCUUCUCACCUGUGGCUUACUCCUCAUGCUUGUGGCCCUGUCUCGAGCCAAGAGAGACCCUGGCUACCUUCUUUGCCAAACAAGCAGUGAUAAAGCUCCAUGCCAAGGUAGCAAAAGCAACACAUUUCACAAGAAUGGCCUGGGGAGCUCCAACGGGCUUUAUAGAGCAGCCAUACCUGGCAUCACUGUGAACAAUAAUUCUGAGGGCUAUUCCAGAAUAUUGAAAGAGGGUCCUGGUGGGAUCACGGAGGACUGGUGCACCAAGUGUCAUUUGGUUAGGCCACCCCGAGCUGGGCAUUGCCGAAUAUGUGGCAGGUGUGUGAAGAGGCUGGAUCAUCACUGUGUCUGGAUUAACAGCUGUGUUGGGGAACAGAACCACCAAGCCUUUGUCCUCGCUCUCUUCCUUUUUCUGCUCACAUCAGUGUAUGGGAUUUCUUUGACCCUGGACACCAUCUGUAAGGGGAAAGCUACCAUCAAGGCACUGUUCUACUGUCCUGGUGUCUAUGGAGACUACAGUACUGCCUUGUUGUUCACCUGCGUAUGGUACUCUGCCAUUGUAACCUCCGGCAUGGGCUACAUCUUUCUCAUUCAGCUCUUGAACAUCAGCUUCAAUGUGACUGAGAGAGAAGCUCGAAUUGCAUUGCGUGAGAAUGUUGGGCAAAGGAUGUUAUGGGGCAUGGUGGUUGAUACAGGCCAGUACAACCAGGGCUUCCUGCGCAAUUGGAUCCACUUCUUAAACUUGCGCUCCUCUAGUUUACAGCACUCUGUUGAAGACAUUGUAUGAAACGGCUGUAUCAAGCACAUUGGAUUAACUCACAGAUCACUUUCAUCUGCUGGGAACUGGAAGCAAAAUCCUGAAUCUCUUAAGCCAUAUUACAAAAUGGAAAAACAUUUUCACAGAACAUGCAUUACGCUGAACAACUAGCAAGAAAGACACAAGUAUGAUGCUGACUACUUAUGUAUGUUCUUCAGUUGAUGCCUAUGAUGUCAAGUGAUGACUUUCACGUAUAAGACAAUUAUCACAGAUGAAACUGCAGAGAAAGGACUUGCAUAGCACCUGAGAGGACUCUUUGCUUUUCCGUGGAGGCUAUUCAUUCAUAAGCGCAGCUGUUAGGUCAUCAUGUGAUGUGUGACUCUGUCAGCAGGCUGAUGAGCUGUUCUUGAGAACAGUUUGUUGGCACGAUCAAGUCCGAAUUGUCAGGGUAUCAGUGAGCUGCUACAGAUUUAGGGAAGAGUAUUCUUUCUCAUUCUAAUGCACUAUUUGAAUACAUCCUGGAGAGGAUGCAAGCAAUUAGCAUAGAAUUCCAGGGAGGGAAAACAUACUGUAGUCCACAGAACCCGAGGCAUUCUCACCUUGACGGCAGGAUUUUAGCAUCAUCGCUAACUAAACUGCUGUGCUAGUCAUGCAAGAGAAGCAGCUUUUAACCACUGUUGCUCCAUACCUUCAUGUUACCUCCUCUGGUUAAUUGUAGGGGGAAAGCUAGAAACCUUUUCAAGUUUUCUUCUGAUGCCAGUUUUGAUUAAUCCAUAAUCCAAAUCCAUAAUGUACACACUGGCAGCCUGCACACGUUUAGCUGUGUAUGAAAAUUUAAGGCAAGGUGAUAGCUACUGCCAACUUUUGGGCUUUAGAAGGGGGUUUGAACUCAGAUUUUGAGAAGCCUUGACUUAAGGUAUAGCCUAAUCAUAAUGCUCCAUAGUUUUUGAACUUCAGCUUUCUGUUGCCAAUUCUGUGCUUUGUCAGUUUGUGGAGAUGCUAUUAGAAAGGACACUGUUUGCUGCUUUCAUCAGCAUGCAAAUACAUCCACAACAUUUUUAACCUCAGUUUUUUCACCUCUGGAAGAACAGAGAUAUUUCAGUGGUUCUACUAAGUGCCUUUGGGAGACUUUUUCUGUAGAGCUUUGAUUUGUGAGGCUGAUAGAUAGCUUUGGGUUUUGUAUGCUGUAGUCACAUUUGCCACCUUCUCUUUACUUCAGAGAAUGUGGUUGUUUGUGUUGACUAUCUAUAUAGCACUCUGCCUCCCUCUAGAAUAUAGUUUAGAAUACAAGCUGGGCAUCUUUGCUCAACCAACUGGCAUAUCAAUUGCACUGCUUCCUGGAGAAGGCAGAUGUGGUGGUGGUGGUGAUGAUCUAUGCCUUAAUCACCUCCCAUGUAGAUUAUUGCAAUGCAUCCUGUGUAUAGCUGACCCUGAAGUGUGUCUGAACUGCAGUUAGUGCAAACUGCAGUUGCCAGGUUGUCUCCUGGUGCAUGCUUUGUUUACCAUAUUAUACCAACCUUAUGUCAACAGGACUGGCUGCCUCUCUGUUUCUGGGCACAAUUCAAGUCGCCGGUGCUUCUGUAUAAAGUCCCAAGUAGCAUAGAGCCAAGAUAACUGAAUGACCACUUCCUCCCAAAUGAAUCUUUGGGUGCCCCUCUGCAUUUCUUGCCACCAGGAGAGGCUAUGUUGGUUGGAAUUCAGAGUAGGCUCUUCUUUGUGACCGCCCCCUGCCUGAGGAAUGCACUUCCAAAGAAGGGCAGACUGACUCUUCCUCCUCCAGUUUCAGGCAGGUGGUUAAAACUUUCUUCAUCCAUGUGGCUUUUUAGUAUUUUAAUGUAUUGGGUAUAUACUCUGUUUUUAAGAUUCUCUCUAAUCUACAGUGAGAUUCUCUCUAACCUACAGCUCCUAAUUCUACAGUGAGUGCUGUUCUAAUUGUUUAAGUUUUAAAAUUGUUUCAAGUUUUAAUUGGAAGUUGCCUUGAGGUCCCUUGGAGCCAAAAAAACAACUUGUAAAUUUAUAAAUUUCAAAACAAGUUCAUAAAACAUUUGAAUCCAAAACUAUGUAACAGCAAACAAUAAACCAUUAGCAAUACUGGACAUCAGAAACUACUUUAUAAUGAAAGCAAACUGGAAAAUUCAUGUAACUUGCUUGUCACUUGCAUAGCAUAUAAAUUACCAUAGCAUAUAAAUUACAUCUUUAACAACAACUCCUCCUCUUCAUCAUCAUCAUUGGCCUCCUACUUGAGGUUAGGAACCAUGUCUUAUAACCAUGUCAUAAAAAUCAUUGGAACAAUCGGAAGUUGAGAAAAAUUGAUGUGCCAUUGAUAUAGGAUCAUGGUGCAGCGCAGCUGCAGUUCAGGGAGCUACAUUGUAGUAAGAAAAUUAGUAGCUGGGUAGUGGGAAAAGAAUUGUAUAAAAUGGUGACCUGUACUUUCACACCCACUUCUUUAAUCAGGUGUGGAGGUGGGAACACCUCAAAUCAAGAUUAUUUUUGUAAUGGCUCUGCUAUUUGUAGCUGAAAUAGGGCACUGCAGGUUCCCUUGUGUAAUCUGUUUCUAUCACCUUCAUUAGUACCAUAUCAUUCUUUCAAUCAAAAAACUAAGCUGUGGCAUGAAGGUCAUACGUAUAUGUGCUGUAAUGCUACUGUACUUUGCAGUACAGGGUUGGGGAAUUUGAAUUUAAAAGUCUCAGUUCUUUGCAUAGAUUCACCUCUCCUAUCAAUAUAUGUAUAUCUUUUACACACAUUUCAUAAAAUCCUAAUUAGUCACAUCAGUGGCUGAAAAGCCAGGAACAACAGAUAACUGGAGACAUUAUCUUUUUGUUCCUGAAGAUUUUUAUUUUCAAAGGCAACGCUUGUCCAAUUUUGGGUGUGAGCCCCGCUUUAUCACCAGUACAAGCAUAUUACAAGUUUUCAGAAUGAAACAACAAUGUGUUUCAGAUUCAUUAUUUUAGCACACUAUUAAUGUGCGUAAUAUUGGUAAUUCAAAAACUAAUUGGUGUGCUGGAGCAUAUGCUACGUUUGGAACUCAGUGCUAAAGUUAUUAACUGCUAUUCCCUCUCCUCCACUUGCUUUUUCAUAGAUUAAAAAAAUUCAUGGAUCUUUUUUCUACCUGUACAUAUUUUACUGUCUUACAGAAUACUCCAAUGCUCGGUUUUUGCACAGCACAACGUAAAAUAGUCACAGAUACUAUUAUUAUAUACCACCCAGUAGCACAAAUAGCUCUAGUAAAUGGGUCCCUGUGAUUUUUUUAAAAUCUAGGAUUCUACCAUUUCUGCAUCAAAGUCAAACUAUUGCACUAUGAAAACCUUGCAGUGAGCACAGUGAAAAGUACAAUGUUAGGAAUAAACUGCUGCCUGUUCCAUGUCAUUCAUUUGUACUUGCCAGCCAUUUUGUAGGUGUCAAUUAACUGUACUUAGAUAUCUAGUUCUUUUACUCCAAGUCUUUAAAAUGACAUGUAAAAAAUUAGUCUUCCCAGUAGGCCAAUAGCAUUUCAGUCUCCUCAUUUAUAAUGGUGCUUUCAUUAGAUGGCUUUCAAGUGUCUUAAAUAAUUUGCUGCAAGAGUGACUUCUCUAGAGCAAGUAACAACUGCCUCAGUGUCUAGUGUCUUAAUCAUGUAUUCCAAAACUUCCGUGUUAUAUAUGAAUGUAAUUUGCCCCUGCAGGGCAGGAUGGUGCAAUGAUGAGGGUUUCUAAUCAUAUUUUAGGCGACAUUCUUUCUCCAGAAGCCUUUAUUUCACUGCCAGACUCCACUGUACAAUAAUGGACUAAUUCUUUAAGAAACUGGGCAUUUGCCUUCUCAGCAGCUCAAGACAUGCUGGCAACUGAAAUCAUGGGAAUGUAAAGCAGAAUGGGUUCUAACUUGAAUUUUUCCCAUCCCACUUAAUGGUGAAUCACUUUAGUUGUGGGCUUUAUUGGUCACUAUGAUGGCAUUGUUUUAUUGUGUGUUCAAUUUUUGAGAUUGAGCCAGUACCAACAUAUUGUAUUCAUUUGAUUAUAAAGAGUUACAGAAAGAAAGUAUUACUCUAAAAAUGUUUGACAAGUAAUAAACCAAAGCUGCUUCC
This is a messenger RNA of Varanus komodoensis (Komodo dragon), 5717 nucleotides long. RefSeq names its product zinc finger DHHC-type palmitoyltransferase 23 (gene ZDHHC23). Gene Ontology annotation, biological process: protein targeting to membrane; peptidyl-L-cysteine S-palmitoylation. The record is from RefSeq and is a predicted model, not a curated record. The transcript has 4 exons. Bases 404 to 1687 code for a protein of 427 amino acids. Lineage: Eukaryota; Metazoa; Chordata; Lepidosauria; Squamata; Varanidae. Gene Ontology annotation, cellular component: endoplasmic reticulum; Golgi apparatus. Gene Ontology annotation, molecular function: protein-cysteine S-palmitoyltransferase activity.